CAGGCACAUGUUGAAGUUGUGGUCGCCGUCACUGGCAGGCUCCGUUGCACGAAUCGAUCGCUUCUUUCGAUUUUAGACCCUUGCUUCGACAAGUGCUUUGCGUGAGGACCUGUUGCUUCCACCUUCAAUCACCCAAUGGACCCCCAGCCCGUCCUGAUCAAGCACAGGCGGUGGCCGCCCAGAGUUUGCUGGACGAGGAGGAGCCCAUGGAGUCUCAACCCACCUUGCGGCCGGCGGAGACCUUGACGGAUUUAGACAAUCCCUUGAAGAUCCUCCAAGCCGAGGUGCAGAGAGUGGAGGAUCUUGCAGGUGCUGCUCCUCCGGAUGCCCCACGUCCCUCGCGCACGGGCGGCACGGGUGGCGGCGGCUUGAAGCGCAGCCAGUCCUCCAGUGCUUUGGAUACCAGGAGGGAGGCAAAGGGAUCUCAGGGUGCUCGUCCACCAGCCCUGAAGCUUGGGAAGCUACCCGACAGCCGGACGAACGGUCCAAGAUCUGCCAGAGUGCCGCGGGUGCUCAGUAGCCGCGGCGAGCGUGUGCCCAGCAAGGAGCCUUUCAGCGCUCGUGUCCGUGGCAGCUACGUCGGCUACGGCGGCUACCGCGGCUCGGUGGUGUCCAACGGCCGCGCGCCGGAGCGGCUGCGGCCCGAACCACGGAACCUGCGCUCGGCCUUGAAGGGCGUCCAGGCCGCUGCUCGCCUGAAGCGGGCCUCCUCCGCUGCGCCGAAGACUCCCAAGGCGCCGGAGGCCGGAGCCGUCCCACUUUUGCUCCAAAAGGGCAGAGAGGCCGGUAGCGCUGCGCCACCGUUGCGUCGCUGCCCUUCAGCACCACCCAGGCCUUCCCGAGCAAAGAAAGUGGAGAUGGCAGCGGCAUAGCAGCGCACUCUUGGCAUGAAGGAAAGUGACGAAGUGACUGACUGAAUUCGCUGCAUGAAGUUUGUGAUGGCCGAAGUGCAUGUGGAUCCCCCCGAAAGAACUCUGUGAUGUGGCAUUCCGGCC
This is a messenger RNA of Durusdinium trenchii, 995 nucleotides long. The record is from the annotation of a GenBank genome assembly. Lineage: Eukaryota; Dinophyceae; Suessiales; Symbiodiniaceae.